CACAUGUGAAGCUUCCACAUAUGCUUUUGUGAGUAAAAAAGCACAAUUAUUUCUUCUCCACCACCACCACCACCAUCACCACCACCAAGCCUUAGGCAUGCACUAGCUCUCUACCCUUCUCACCUACUUUCAAAAUCCUUAAGAUAAAAAAGACUAAAGCAACAAUAAAAAAAAGCCAAGGUUCAUCCAGCAAAUUCCAAAAGCAUAUAAGGCAGGGUGCAUCCCUUAUCCCAGCCUCUUGCCCCAUACCUCUUCUCAUCUUCCCCUCCCAAAUGGACACUAGAAAUAGUAAUAUGACCCUUAGGCUUUCCUGCUCCUGCCUGGUGUUCAUCCUGCUCAUUGGUUUUGCAAGCUCAGACUUGGCCCAGGACAGAACAGAAUGUGCAGACCAAUUGAUCGGGCUUGCCGGUUGCCUUCCUUUCGUCUCCGGCGAGGCCAAAACUCCAACCUUGGAUUGCUGCUCUGGCCUCAAACAAGUCCUCCUGAAGAGCAAGAAGUGCCUCUGUAUCCUUGUUAAGGACAGGAAUGAUCCUAAUCUGGGUCUCAAAAUUAAUGCCACUCUUGCAUUAAGCCUGCCUUCAGAUUGCAAGGCACCCGCUAACAUAUCCGAAUGCCCCGCUCUUCUCCAUUUGGCGCCAAACUCACCAGAUGCUAAGGUGUUUGAGGAAUUUGCAAACAGCACCAAAGGGAGCAACAGUGCCCCAUCUACCAGUGCUAAAGGAAGUUCCAACAGCACUGGUUCCAGUGCUCAACUUCAGAGUGAUGGAGGGAAGGCAAAGAGGUGGUUGGCAGUGGAGAUAGUUAGUGGAGUUCUACUAUGGUGUUUGUCAUCUCACUUGGUCUUUACUGUUUAGGGCUUCAUGUCCAUACAGAGUUAUCCCUACAAUUCUCAUUGAGUGUCUUACUUUACUUUUACCAAUAUUCAGUAAUCAUGCUCUCUCUCCCUCCUUCCCUCUCAUAAUUUCUCAAAGCAUUUUUAUUUUGUUUCUUCAAAUUCUCAUUUCUUGUAAUUUGGGUUUCAGGUGGGUUUGUUCCUUGAAAAAUACACUGUAAAAAAAAGUUCCAUUAAGUUAUAGACCCAAUAAUUUAGGAUUGGCUGUGAAUACUAAAUUGGCAUUGGCUCCCA
Messenger RNA from Malania oleifera, 1126 nucleotides. Its product is annotated as non-specific lipid transfer protein GPI-anchored 14. NCBI's taxonomy places the organism in Eukaryota, Viridiplantae, Streptophyta, Magnoliopsida, Santalales, Ximeniaceae. The record is from RefSeq and is a predicted model, not a curated record. The transcript has 3 exons. Bases 273 to 854 code for a protein of 193 amino acids.